Messenger RNA from Magallana angulata, 1404 nucleotides. RefSeq names its product homeodomain-only protein-like. Gene Ontology annotation, cellular component: nucleus. Gene Ontology annotation, molecular function: DNA binding; DNA-binding transcription factor activity, RNA polymerase II-specific. Bases 742 to 996 code for a protein of 84 amino acids. The transcript is spliced from 2 exons. Gene Ontology annotation, biological process: cell differentiation; regulation of transcription by RNA polymerase II. NCBI's taxonomy places the organism in Eukaryota, Metazoa, Mollusca, Bivalvia, Ostreida, Ostreidae. The record is from RefSeq and is a predicted model, not a curated record.
ACACAGUGCAGUUACUCAAUGGAAAACAGAAAUUAAAACAUUAAAGACGAGGCGAGUGUGUGCGGGUCGUAGAGAUUAGAUCCGCCGUGCGAUAGAUGAUUAGAUCCACCAAGAGAUAAACUACACGCUAAUUAAGCGUCGUCACAUAGCCGUUUUAUUGGCUGUAACUUCUCUGCGUCUCCAUGUACCCGGCCUUCUGAUCGAUAGAUCGACAACGGCAGCGUCAGGGGGUCGAUAGAACACAAGCGCCGUGCGCGUGUAUUCAGAACCCACCAAUUGAUUGUGAAGGCAAUAUUUACUUAAGGAAAUCUUAUAAACAGUGCCGCGGAUUAGAAAUACCCAAGCAUUUCAAUAGCCCGGGGAACUUGAAAUAGCCUGGUAAACCCCGCGAGAUAAUCCGCUCCAGAUCUUGGAUAGCGGGGACACAGUUGCUGGAUUAACGGCAAUACACCAAAACAUUACGUGAACCAGCGACAUCAGCGCGCACCUGACGAGAGAGCUAUUCCAGAUAUAUCCAUGACAUCUCGAUGUAUUAAUGUCGUGUGGACAAGACGGACGUAGGAUAAUUAAUUAAAGAUCAAAUCGUGCUAAUUGAUGGGAUGUGACAGAUUCUUUUAGGACAGGUCAAGGCACUUUACAUAUAAAUAUCAAGUGAAACAGAAUUAGUACACGGAUUAUUGAUUAAUCUGGUGACGAGGAGAUCAGAAAGUUUAUUGAUUUGUGUGUGGCGGAUCCGACACAAUGUCAGUGAGUAAUGCUAACAUCCAAGCCCAGCUGACCCCCUCCACUCGCCUCCCCAAGAUCAAGGAGGACCAGGAGAGAGUUCUACAGUCCAACUUCUCCAGCAAUCGGAACCCCACUGACCUGGACCUAACCCUCAUAGCGGCAGAGGCAGGGCUUUCCGAAGAGGACGUCAAGCUGUGGUAUCAGCAUCGCCUGGCCUGCUGGCGCCAGCAACAGGGACUUCCCGCCAAUUCCCGAUCCAUCAUGGACUGAUGACGUCAUCGCGCGACUUUGCGAGAGUUUGUUCGGUGCUUCUCAGAGUUUAAAGUGUUUAAGGAUUUAUUGAACACUAAACAAGUGAAUAGUCAUGAUUUACAAACCCAGGGCUUAGCUUCUUCAGAAAAAAAAUAAACUCACCAUCCUAUGCGGAGAAAAUGGCAAAAGGAUUUAGGGCGUCAUCAUCUCAUUUAUCGUUUCCAUUUAGAUUAUUAUUUAUUUUUCCACAUGCCUCAUUGACAUACCACAGUCCCAUAUAUUAUGACGGUGAAUGUUAUAUGUAAAUGGAUCUGUUUUACGAGUUUUGAACUUUAUCGCUGUUACGCAAAUAGUAUUAUAAUUGUUGACUGUAAUGCUUUUGGAGAAUUGUGUAUGUACCUUUAUUAAACUUGUUGGCAAAGAGAA